Messenger RNA from Ipomoea nil (Japanese morning glory), 3152 nucleotides. RefSeq lists its product as uncharacterized. The coding region runs from base 532 to 2814 and encodes 760 amino acids. The transcript is spliced from 8 exons. Lineage: Eukaryota; Viridiplantae; Streptophyta; Magnoliopsida; Solanales; Convolvulaceae. The record is from RefSeq and is a predicted model, not a curated record.
GUCUCUCUCUUUGACUUUCUCUUGGCACCCAACUCUGAUACUCACUCCCACCACUCUGUUUCCCUCCUGCAUUUCUACUCCACUCUCUGCCCUGCAUUUCCCUCGUUUUUCUAUUUUUGGUCAUUUUUUCCCCCAAAAAUACAACAAAUUCGCUUCUUGGAAUUUAAUUUCUAUAUCUGGGAAAUUCAAAAGUUCGCGUUUGAAUGGAUUGCGAGAGAGAGAGAGAGAGAGUGAGGAAUAUAACGUUAAAAAUAGGAAAUUCCGCUAAAGAGCAGAGCUAAUUCAGCGGCUGCAAUUUUGACUGUCCUACAAAACUGCUUAUUCCAUUCUCAUUAAAUUUACCUUAAACGCUGCUAUACGCCUAAACCCAAUCUGCUCUCAAUCCUUAUCCAGUUUGCUAUUCUAUCCUAUGAUUCCAUUCCUAUCCUAGGAGGGCCUUUUAGUUUAGUCAUUCUUUAUGGGUUUUCCCUAAAACCUUACUCAUUCUAAUGAUUCUUUCUUUCUUCUUCUUCUUCUUCUGAUUUGAACGGAAUGGCUUCUUCUCAAGUCCAAGUUGCGUCGUCUUCACCGUUUGGGUGCGUUCUGAGAGAUCGAAACCGGCGGGAUCGUUGCAGCCCCAAUUCCAAAGGGUCCAAUUCGUUCCAGAAGAAUCUCAAGGAUUUAGUGCAUUCUUGCAUUCCCCGUCAGCCCAGGAAUUUCAAUUCCGAUUCUGAUGAAAACCAGGUUGACCCGACGGACUUGUGGGUUCAUAAGCCCCAGUAUCUGGAGAAGAAAGACGAAAACGAUCAGUGGAACAGUAAUAAUAAGGCUUCAGAAAACUGGAGAAAAGUCAAAGACGUCGUUUUUUCGCCGCCGCCGGAAUCCUCCGUGGAGAUACCGCAUUUGGGCGGCGUCUCUUCCCUCGUGCGGAAAUGGAGUGAUUUCGAGGCGGAGGCGAAAACUAACAAUCCCAGAGGAGGCGAAGAAUCUUCCAUUGACGGAAGGUCCGAGGCUCAGAUAAACGAAGAAUCUUCAAUUGACAGUUGGGAAUCCGACAGGACGCCGAAGAGCGGCCCGCCGUCGGAUCGCGGGAUAGAUUCCGACGCUACGGAGAGAGAGAGGAUCAGGGUCGCCGAUAUAAUCAGGAAAUUGUCCUCCAGUACCGCUGGCGAGAACCAUGAUCGAGAACCCAGCAUUAAUGAAGCAGCAUUAUUACUGCCUCGGAUUAGAACAUCAUCGGAUCAUCAGCCGGAGCAGCUCCGGUGUUUCACUCCGGUUCUGAACUCUCCCCGCAUCAUCAGAGGCCGCCAGGCUUUCAACUCUUUUCUUAUGCAAGUGGAGCGCGAGAGAGCCAUGGAGCUUGAAGGUCUUACACAGCGUAAAGCGGUCUCUAAAUUCCAACAGAAAGGCCGCAUUCAGGCUGUGCUUCGACUUAAACUCCUAAGACACGGGGCGAAAGCCAGAGAUGAGCCACCAUCAAGUAGCACCUCGCCUGAAUCAAAUAGAAAACCGCAAUGUUCAAUAUCCCAUCUCAGGGAGAGAUUCAGUGCUGGAGUUGAGCCCAGAAAAGCUCCUGAUAGCAAUGCAGAAGCUGGAAAAGUUUCCGAAUCCAAUCAAUCGAGACAAGAUCAUAGUACCUCAACAAAUGGAAAUGUUGGACUCAAAGAAGAGAAUCAUCCUCAAAUUAAUAGUGAUCCUCAAAGAGAGCUGUCAAAGAAUAGACAAGAAAACGGCUUGGAAAUUCGCCAUAGGGAAGCAGUAAAUAUUGGAAAUGUUUCCACAUCUUAUCAACUUCAAGAAAGGGAGUGUCUCGAUGACUUGGUUGGGCCUCACAGAGAGGUAGCAGCAGCACCUGACCCGUUGAUCUCACGAGAAGAGGAACUUGAAGUUUAUCAUAAUUGUGAACAAGUUAACUCCACUUUACAGCAUAGUGAUCCUCAACAUCAGAUUGAAGGAGCUAGUAAUGAAUUUUCAAUUGAUUGGGAAGAGGCAAUAGCCACUAGUCAACAACCAGUAGAAAGUUAUUAUGACUGGGAUGAUCAACAGUCUGGUUUCCCCCAACAACAAGAAUAUGAUCAAGAUUGGAUAAUCGACGUUUCUCGCCCACGCAGUGAAUGGGAAGAUCUCAGGCAAGUAAGGUACCAGGAGAUGCUUGAUCCCUUUGAAAAUAAUGAUAUACGAGAACUCCUUCAAAGGAGAAGUGUUUCAAAUUUUCUUUCUGGCAGUCUGAGAGACAAAAUAGAUGAGAUUAUUAUGUCUCGCUCACAAAGAGUAGUGGUGGCAGACUAUAAGAGUGAGGACAUAGUUCAAGGUGGAGAAGAAGACAAAUAUGAUGAAAGUGGUGAUGAGUAUGAAGUUGAUAGCCAGACUCAAGAACAACCAGAAGACGAAGCUGCAGAAGUAGUCGAUCACACUUGGGGCCAUAAUCUGAUAGCAACUACAUCCUUACCGCAAUCUCAAUCAGCUAAGUUAUACUCCACACGCCAUCCUUCAAUCGAAGUAGAACUCAUAUAUGAAUUAAGAGAGCAUAUGGAACGACUCCAUCAAGAGAUGUCUGAAAUACGACGUUCAUUAAAGGAUUGCAUGAACAUGCAAGCUAAAUUACAAAAAUCAAUCAAGCAUGAAGUUGCAGGUCAAAAGAGUAGGAGGAGGGGUUCGAGCAACGGAAACUGCUGUAUUUGCUCUGAGAUGAAAAUUGAUUCUCUCCUGUACAGAUGUGGGCAUAUGUGCACCUGCUUCAGGUGUGCCCAUGAGCUAGUUUGGGGCAAUGGAAGCUGCCCAAUAUGCCAAGAACCAAUACUAGAUAUCGUACGUGCUGUAUAUGCUGCUCCAUGAAUUGAAGGAGAGUUUACGGUUUACCACAAGUUGUUGCUUCACUGGAGCCUGCCUUAACUCUCCAACUCUCAUCUGCCCAGUGAAAAAUUUAAAUUAGCCAAGGGGGAGGAGGAUUUAGUACUGGUGGAGUCUGCCUUAACUCUCUAAUUCUGUCCACUGAAGAAUUAGCCAAGGGAGAAUUUUUUAUCUUUUUGAGUGCUUAUCCCCUAGGCUUUAUUUCUAGCUUGUUUAGCACCCAUUUCUCUUUAAUGUGCAUAGCCAGGGCUGAUUGACUCAUGAAAUGUUCAAUAAUGGUUUUGUUUGGUAAAAUAGUUAGCUUAUCAAUCAAUUUUGACUUA